Messenger RNA from Calidris pugnax (ruff), 2561 nucleotides. RefSeq names its product G protein-coupled receptor 135 (gene GPR135). The record is from RefSeq and is a predicted model, not a curated record. Gene Ontology annotation, molecular function: G protein-coupled receptor activity. Gene Ontology annotation, biological process: G protein-coupled receptor signaling pathway. The transcript is spliced from 2 exons. Gene Ontology annotation, cellular component: membrane. The coding region runs from base 1 to 1212 and encodes 403 amino acids. NCBI's taxonomy places the organism in Eukaryota, Metazoa, Chordata, Aves, Charadriiformes, Scolopacidae.
AUGGGCGGCGGGGCGGCGGCGGGAGCGGCGGCGGAGUGGUCGGCGGCGGCGCUGGCCUCGCAGGCGCUGGCGCUGCUGCUCAUAUUCGCCCUCUCGGCGCUGGGCAACGGGGCGGUGGUGCUGGUGAUCGCCCGGCACCGGCAGCUCCGCACGGUCACCAACGCCUUCGUGCUGUCGCUGUCGCUGUCGGAGCUACUGGGCGCCCUGCUCUGCUUGCCCUUGGCCUUCCUCAGCUUGCUCGGCCGCCCACCCGGCGCCUGGCUUUUCGGGCAGCGCCUCUGCCUGGCCAGCGCUGCCCUCCACGCCGGGCUGGGCAUCGCCGCCACCCUCACCAUGACCCUCCUCUCCUUCGACCGCUACUGCGCCAUCGUCCGCCAGCCCCGACACAAGAUGGGCCGCCGCCGCGCCGCCCAGCUCCUGGCCGCUGUCUGGCUAGCCGCCCUGGCCCUGGCUGGGCCCUGGUACGGGCUGGCAGGCGAGGGGCAGCAGGAGGCCCGGCCUGGGGCCUACCGCUGUGUCUAUGUGCUGCCCUGGGGCUCCUCCCGGCUGGGGCCGCCCUACGGGGCAGCCCUCAUCGUGUUCUGCUACCUCCUGCCCUUCGCCCUCAUGUGCUUCUGCCACUACAACAUCUGCCGGACGGUGCGGCUGGCCGAGAGCCGCGUGCGGCCCCUCACCACCUACGGGCACUUGCUGCGGGCCUACGGGGAGAUGCGCACGGCCACCACCGUCCUCCUCAUGAUCGUCUCCAUCAUCUGCUGCUGGGGGCCCUACUGCAUCAUGGGGCUGGCCGCUGCCGCCGGCUGCCUGCCCUUCUCGCCCACCAUGGAUGCUGUAGCCAGCGGGAUGGCCUGGGCCAACGGCGCCAUCAACCCCCUCAUCUACGCCGCCCGCAACCCCAGCAUCUCCAUGCUGCUGCGGCACAGCCGCGAGGGUGGCUACAGGACUAGGAACAAUGUGGCCGCCUACCUCUUGGUCCCGGGCCACCAGCAGGAGCCCCGGAACCGGGCUGACCACAUCCGGGAACGCUACGUCAACAAGCACAGCGGCCUCCCGGGCAGCGCCCCAUCCUCCUCCAGCCCAGUGAGUGGGGGCGAGGUGGCCAUGUGGGCCUGCAAGAACCCCGCUGUGCUCUUCUGCCGGGAUGGGCAACCGGACACCGUCUCUGAGGCUGCCUUGCAGGCCAAGGUGGACACUGUUGACACCAGCCUCUGAAGGGAUCAGGGUCCAGGAUGGAGGCAUUGGGUCCCAGGGCUGUCUCCCUGAGGAAAUGUGGGGAGUCUUUUGCAGCCAAACUACCAGGAAGUUGGAGUGAUGGGACUGCAUGAGCCGCAGGGUGGAUUUUUCUCCAUUGCGUGGGCUCUGGUUUGGUUACCCAGUCUGCGAGCAGCAAGAACUCCACAGGGAAAGGAACUGCCCUUUCUCUUUCAGCAGGCCUGGUGCACUGGAGGCAGCUGAUGUGCCCAGCCAGCAUAAGAGCUGCCUGCAAGAAGAAACAGCAUUUGCUCCAGUCCUGUAGAAAGUGCCACAAUGAAGCUAAGAAACAGACACAAACACAGCCAAAAUUAACUGACUGGGCGAGCUGUUUGUUAAGUGCCAAACAAGCAAUUGAGAGCUGAGCACUGGCAGCUGGAAGACACUGGAAACACCACACUGUGAAAACUGCAUCAUGGCAGGAAAAUGUUGCUUUAAGCCAUUAUAUGUGGAAGUGCUGAUAGAAAGUCAUAGAUGGUAGGACAGGCUAAAAAAGUGAUCUAUUAAUAUGAUAUAUUUUUUUUCCCAAACUCCUAAGCAUAACAAAACACUAAUUGUUGUGAAAGGGAAGAUGUAUGAUACCAGGAAGGAAGGAAAGGAAGAUGAAACCUCAGUUGUCAGAAUUUCAGCAGCACUUUUUUUUUUUUUUCUUCAGGAACACAGCUUAAAAUACUGUGAAUAUGAGAAAUGAGAGUUCUUCAGACAGACUGAGGAAAAAGGUUGUAGGCUAUGAUAUCACUCAGUUUGUGCACAAGGUGUGUGUUUUCUUUUUGAGCUCAUCCGAAGUCUCUCACAUCUCUAAGGUUUUAACCAUGUUUAGAGGAGCCAUGCAAGAGAGGUGAGUAUCUGAAAGCAGGGGUAAAGCAAUACCAUGCCCUCUUCAUGUGCUUUCAGGCAUGUGAAAAUGUGCAUAUGGAGAGAACAGGUAUUGUUGUAUUGAUGGCAGCAAUCCAUUUGGAGUAUAAUAUUUAAAAGCCAGCUAGUGAAAAAAAGGAAAAUAACACAAUGGAAGUGCAGUUGCACAACAUAAAUUCAUAUGAAUUUGUCAGUAUAAUUUUAUUAUCCAAAGGCCUAAAGCCUUAAAUUAGUAUUUUGAAUCAGAAACUAAGAUUGGGCCUUCCUUUAUCUUUUGCUUUAUCUUCCUUUAUCUUUACCAGAUACCAUCUUUACCAGUUAAGUGUGAAAGACGGGCAGUGUUUUCCCUUGUACAGGCUUUAAAAAUACAGUGUUACUCUUUUAUCAGCUUUCUCAACUGUUUGUGACCCUAGUGAACAUACUAUCAUUAUUUUGUAAGGCAAGAAAUAAAUUGU